Molecule: messenger RNA, 483 nt
Organism: Prosopis cineraria
Lineage: Eukaryota; Viridiplantae; Streptophyta; Magnoliopsida; Fabales; Fabaceae
Product: trypsin inhibitor-like
Exons: 1
Coding region: 1-483 (160 amino acids)
Molecular function (GO): endopeptidase inhibitor activity
Source: RefSeq, a predicted model, not a curated record
AUGAACACUAGCGCACUGCUUGCAUCCUCCUUCUUCCUUGCUCUCUUUGCCUUCACCGGAGCUGAGUUUAUAUAUGACUCCGACGGUGACAUUGUAAGCAAUGGAGGCAAGUACUACUUAUUGCCCCGUCGUGAAGGAGGCGGAGCAAUUAAGGGUGCUACCAUUAACAAGCCUAAAAGUAGGUCGUGCUACCUUGCUGUCGUUGCAGAACCAUUGAACGAGAAUGGCUGGGCAGUGAAAAUCGGGACGCCAUACCGUUUGUUUCACAUCUCCGACGACCAUCCCUUAAACGUAUCGUUCGCCAGAUUGCCUUCAAAUGCCUGCACUCACUCACCCAGUUGGAUCGUCGCAAGUGUCACUGGCUUGGACACAGAUCCGGUGAUGGUUGGUAAGCCUGAAGAAUUUUCAGUUCCUCGUUCUGGUUAUUUCUACAUCAAGAAAUAUGAGUCUACCCAGUUCUAUAGCUUCGUCUUCUGUUACUGA